UCCAGGCACUUUUACUUUCAUUUGCAAGAAACUAGGUGUUGCUCUUCUAGCCCAGUUUAGUAGGCAGUGAUCAGCAGCCAGUGUGUUGGAAGGUACCAGAUCAAGGAGAAACUGGGGUAGACUAGAAGUUGGCUCUUUUCCUGCGUUUCUUUCUCUUUUGAUAUUUAUAAAGCCCUGCAGAAGGCCGUCCUUGGUGUGGCGUCUCUCCCUAAAUGCCAGGAAUGAUUCUCCGGGCUCUGAAACGUGCUGAAAAAAGGAAGCCUUCCCCAAGCGUGGCUCAGGCAGCACCGGUGUAACCCAGCAGGACCGCAGCAUGAUGAUUCCAUUUCAGAUGUGUGAUGAAAACCGCCAGAGAGACAUCAGAAAUGCGUGGCCGCAGCUGGUGGACUUCCUCAGUCACCAUCCCGAAUGGGUGCGCAGGAAAGCUGAGCAGCUCCUUCCAGAGGCAGACGUGGACUGGGAUUCAGAUGUGGCAGACCACAAGGAGAAGGUCUCGCGGGUCCUGGACCUGUUCCUGAGGGCAGCGGAUGCUGACGGCCCCCUCUUCAAAGUGUUCAUCGAAAGUGUCUGCAUGGAGUGCAACCUGCCCCUGGAGCUGGAAAUAGUGUUCAUGAGUGUGUCAGGAGACGGGCAAGAAGAUUUUGGAGAAGCUGCAACUCAGCUCCGGACUCCCUCUGCAAGGCUCGAAAGACGCCGUCCAUGGAGCAACUCUUCCACGAACAUCAACUGCAAGCAAUCAAAACAGCAGCGAUUUGAUUCGGCUGAAAGGUACCGGCAACUUGUCAUCGCCUCCGUGCGUCAGAGAUUUGGAGUGGACAGGCUUGUAGAUGCAGCGGAAGUUAGAGGCGGACCAUCAGCUUUCAGCCAAGCCUUUGUCAACCUUGUGAUCUAUCAGAGCAAAGCUUUCAAGAUAAAGGGAAAGAUGGACAAAGCCAAGGAGGACCCAAGGGCUCUUCACGAUCCAGAGGAGCAUGGCAGCACGACCAUGAGAUCGUCCGAUCUCUUUGAAAGCGUCCACACGGGUACCACCAGGCUUAUUUUCUUGCUGGGAAAACCUGGAAUGGGGAAAACUAGACUCGUGCACAAAAUUUGCCAAGAGUGGGCUGAAGGGGUUCUGCCCCAGUUCCAGUUCGUAUUCUUCUUUGAGUUCAGACAGCUCAACCUGAUCAAGAGGAAGCUUACGCUCUGCGAACUCUUGUUCGACUUCUUCCUCCAGCCAGAUAAUCACCCAGAUGCAGUAUUUGAGCACCUUCUAGAGAAUGCCCAGAACAUGCUGCUAAUAUUUGAUGGGCUGGAUGAGUUCGUAGAAAACAUUCAGCACCCAACUUUGGGUCGAGCACCAAUCCCCGAUCUUCCUGAACCUGCCUCCAUUUCUGAACUUUUUGCCGGACUUUGCCAAGGAAAAGUCUUGCCUGGCUGUACUGUGUUGGUCACAACUCGGCCAAAGAUACUCCCUGAAGCUUUCUUCAAACCUGACACCCUUCAAGCGGAAAUCUGGGGGUUUGACCGUGAGAAGGUCAAGGAAUACGCUAGCAACUUUUUCCACCAGCAUUCACAGAAAGAGCAGGCCCUCGCGUGCCUGACAAGCAAUGCCAGACUCCUGAGCAUGUGCCACGUCCCUGCCUUGUGCAACAUCAUCUGCAUUUGCCUGGAAUAUCUGCUUCUCCAAAAUGCAGGAAGUGUCCAGCUCCCUCAAACGGUUACUCAGUUUUACCUCAAAAUGCUUCACACCUUCCUAUGCAAACAUCAGGGCUUGGGUGCUUCUGGAGAGGUGGAUGUGAGCCAGCACCACGCGACGCUUGCUGGCCUCUGCGAGCUGGGCUUCAAAGGCCUGGAGGAGAAAAAGAUGCUGUUUUAUGCUGCUGAGGUCCCAGGGCACGUGAAGGACUUUGCUUGCCGGAACGGGCUCUUGCUGGCCUUCGAGGUAAAAACAAGCAACGGCCAGGCCCGAACUGGUUAUACCUUCGCCCACUUCAGUCUGCAGGAGUUUUUCGCAGCGCUUUUCCUGUUGACAAGCCCGACAGUCGACAACCGCUCCCUGAAGCAGAGGUUCUUCCUGAGGUCCAAGUGGACUUUAAAGAAGGGAGCCAAGACGCCGUUCACAGAGAACUGCCACAUCUUCCUGUCCGGCCUCGCAUCCCAGGGCUGCCUGCGGUUCCUCAGCGCCCUAGCCCGACAGGGCGAGGCCUGGAUACAGGCACGGCAAGCGCUGUUUGUGCAGAUGCUGAAGAGGCUGGCAAGGGCACAGUUAACAGGGCCGAAAAUUGCUGAGCUCUGCCAUUGUGUGUACGAGACGCAAAGCCUUGACGUAGCCCAGCAUGUUGCGAAGCAGUUAAAUUUCAAGUAUCACUUUAGAAACUUCCGGCUGAUGCCGCUGGACAUGAUGACCUUGGCUUUCGUCAUCAACAGCAACCCAGAUUUGGUGUCCUUGCAUUUUGCCGGAUGCCCCAUGGAGCUUGACUAUUUGGAAGUCCUGGGCAGCUGCGAAAAUAUCAAGAGCUUAAGCUUUAGGAGCAGAAAGUAUGGAAAUGAGUUUGUUGCAGCCCUUUCUCCAAGCUUACCAAAGAUCAAGUCCCUGGCAACAUUUCACUUAGUGGGUGGAAACAUCUCAGUUCUGGGGCUCGAAGAGCUGGUCCGAGCUCUCCCAAGCUGCCAUCAGCUGGAAGACAUCAGCUUGCAGGACAAUAAACUGAAGGAGCAAGAAAUGAUCAAGAUUACUGAAAUAUUUUCCACUGUAAAAAAGCUAAAGAAAAUAGAUUUGAGCUACAAUGAGAUUUCCCCGCGGGUCAUCCUUGCUUUCACCAGAGCGGCUGCCGUUUGUCCAGAUGUCACUAAGCUUCAUAUAAGGAGGAACACGUUAACCGUCUAUUUCACCAGUCGCUCCGAAAAAGAUCCAAGGUUAGAAGAUGUGGGGAGUAAAGAAGAGGAAUUUGUUCCCAGUGCCAGAACUUUAGUAUUACGAUUGCAGGACUGCAGAUUAGACUUCCAACAGACAGAGAAGAUGGCUGAUAUUCUCCUGAGAAGUCCCCACUUUUCCGAAAUCGAUUUGUCAGAUAACCGCAUUGGUGAUGAAGGAUGCAAGGAACUAAUGAAGAUGGUCCCCCAAAUGCGCAUUUCUGGGCCUUUGAUUUUGAACAACAACCAGCUGUCCGUGGAGAGCAUCUUCUGUUUCCUGGAUUCAAUGCGCACUUGCCCCAGUAUAGCGAAGCUUGAAGCCAGUGUUCAUCAUCAAACUGCAACCUUGACGCUUGUUGGCGGGGAUGUCUUCGAUGCUCCUCAUCCCAGGAGGGACUCUGCUCGUGAGGAUCACUUGAAGAGAGACAGAAACCAAGUGGCGGCCGCUUCAAGGACAAUAUGCCUUGCAGAUAAUCAUUUUCAUGGUGAGCUUCUGAAGAGCUUGUGCUUUGCCCUGAGAGGCUGCGGUGGAAUAACUGAGUUGGACUUGUCAAAUAAUAAUCUGAGUGAUGUGGAGGCUUUGAUGGUGGCAGGACUCCUCCCCUUUCUUGGAGAGUUGCGAUCUCUGACGCUAGAUGGAAACCGCAUCACCUUGGACGGUGUCCUUGCCCUGGUGCAGUUCUUCUUUGCCUUGGAGCACGCAGAAUCCGUGCAAUUCAGUUUGGGAGGAGCCCAGAAAGUUCACAUAACCUUUGGGGAAAGAAUCCGAUACGGCCUCGCCGCCGAGCUUCAAGGGGAGGUGCCGAGUCAGGCUCUCUGUGGCCGCCGCUUCUGCCUUAGAGAUUGCCUGGUGAGUCCGGAGGCUGCGAGUCGUCUCUUUGGGAUGCUGACCAGAUAUCCUGGCCUGGCAGAGAUCAGCUUGUCUGGGAACUCACUGAAUGACCAAGCUGUGGCGCAUCUGAUGAACUCCCUGCCCUCCCUCCAGAGCCUGAAGAGCCUUUGCAUCAGUGAGAAUAAAUUUUCACCGGGCAGCAUUUGCUUGCUGGCCAACUCACUCAACCUGUGCAAGAGAAUCUGUGAAGUAGAAGUCAGAUCCAGUGAAAAUGCUGUUUUGCAUUUUGUGGAAAAUCAAGGGAGCCAAGCAAGAUACUGCAGGCUAAUAGAUUGUGGCAUUGGGCAGGAUGCCAUUCAAGAUCUCUGUGCCAUCCUUGAGAAAUGCGAUCGCCUUGCCGAGCUGGACCUCUCGGGGAACCGUCUUGGCAACGAAGGACUCCAGUGCCUCCUAGAACAUUUGCCCCAGUCCCGGGUUUCCUGCCUCCUGAAAAUCAGCCAGAACAGGAUCUCGCAAGAAGGAAUUCUCCAUCUCAUUAAUGCCCUUGCCACGUACAAAAACGUAGCAGAAGUUCUCGUAAGUUUGUCCUCUGAAGAAAUGCUGCUUAAGACAUUAGUGGGAGAAGAUAAACCUCAAAAGACCCUGAGGCUAAAGCACUGCAGCUUCCAACCAGAACACCUGAUGCAGCUCUUCUCUGGGCUGGGGAAAUGCACCACCCUGUACAAUUUCAUGUCAACUAACAAUGCCUUAAUGGUCAACGAUGCAGAAGACUUGUUCAGGACUCUGUGGAAACCAGAGGGCCUGCUAAGAACUGGCAUAGAAGAGCCGUGGGUGAAAGACGAAAGCAUCGUUACUUUUCUGAAGAUGGCUGCUGGAGUCCAGGGAAACAUCACAGCCCUCACGAGAGAUGGUGGUCUGUUCAUGGUGGAACAGGAAUUCCCUGAUUGGGAAGAGAAAAUAGAGUCUGUGGUCAGCAGGUUGCACCAGUGUGAACUGGAAGCCAAAGGAGUCUCCUUCUUGCCAGAACUCAUGGAGAAAUGCUGCCAGCUUUGGGCAUUAAACUGGUCUCAGGUGCAACUCACCGAUGCAGAAGCAGCUCUCACGUUUGACACCCUGUUCCACUUCCCAGCGCUGAAGAGACUCAGGAUCACGUGUUGCAGGAUACCUUCUGCGGGCAUGAAGUGCCUGGCGGCCGCUUUGCAUCACUGUCACGCCAUUGAAGACCUCGACCUGUCCAAAAGCGAACUCAGCGCGGAUGGCGUGGGCCCGCUCCUGACGGCUCUGGAGGGGAAGCAUCACUUGCAGAGCAUGAACCUUAGCUCUCUCAGUCUUGACAAUGCAAAUAUUCUGACGCUGAUUUCAACACUCUCCAUGAUGCCUCUCUUGAGAAGACUGGUUUUGAGCAAUAACCAUCUGGGGAGUGAGGCCUGUUUGCGCCUUGCAGAAGUUUUGAAGAAGGCCAUUCACAUGAAAGAAGUCGAUUUAAGCUUCAACAAGAUUCACAGUGCUGGAAUGAAAGAACUCACGGCAGCGUUUUCAGAAAUGCGGAACGUGACGCACGUUGAUUUAUCUGGGAACAAUCUUGGAGAUGAGACCCUGGGAAAACUGGCUACAAUUCUGCCUUCUUUGCAACGCUUGAAAGUCCUUCGACUGUCUUCCUGUGAGAUUGAUGCCGAAGGGGCAGCUCAUUUGGCCAGGGCUGUUUUCCAGUGUCAGCAAAUAGAGGAACUCAGUUUGUCAGAAAAUUCUGUCGGGGACAAAGGCGUGACUGUGUUUGUAGAGCAGCUGCCGCAGUUCUUGCAGCUCAGGAGAAUUGAGCUCAAGGUCUGUGGGAUCACUGACCGGGCUUCCAAGACUCUCGCCACCUGGCUCAGCCACUGCCCCCUCCUUGAAGAGGUCAUCCUGUCCUGGAACCAGCUCAGUGAUGACAGUGCUUUGGAGUUGGCCAGGCUUCUGCCGCGGUUGCCAAAGCUGAGAAUCCUGGAUCUGGACAGGAACUGCAUCACAGCUCAUGGGGCCGGAGGCCUAGCGAAGGAGCUUGCUAGCUGCCGAGGAAUCCAGUUUAUACGGUUAUGGUGCAACCGAAUCCCUAAAGAUGUUGAGCAGCGACUGGGUGGGCAGGAACCACGGUUGCAUUUCUCAUAAACAAAAGAUGAAGAGGAGCGACAGGAGGGCCACUGGCCACGGAUGCACUGCAAAGCGGCCACGAAACAGAAAACUUGCCAUUUCUGGCUAAAGGCACAGUAAUGGUGUCUUUUAGAAAGGAAGAUGAAGUUUGUUCUUGUGCUCUCCUAGCCCAGAUGGAAAGCAGACGCUGCUUGGGAAACAUCAAAGAGUCACGUGAUAGGAGGCAACAGAACUGUGGCAUCGCUUGUUAAGAAAACUUGAACCUCACACCCAUUUUCCUAACACCCAUGACCACAAAAAAACCUGGUCAUGUCUACUCUGCACUGAAAAUGCCCCGUCCUUUGUGGCAGUAAGUUUUAAAAAAGCAUACCCCAAAAGGCUCAGUCUGGAGGGGGAACACUGUUUUGUGCAAGAUGCUUGAAUGUAUUUAUUUUAUUUAUGGUAUGUGCUGCUUUGGUUGGUUGUGGGGAGACAGAAAUAGCUGUGUGGGCCUGCCCUGGAGCCUCAUGACAAGUGAACAUAUUUAAAUAUUUAAACAAUCCGUUUGCUUUUAAGUUUUCUUCAGGAUGGACCAACACAUUUUGGAACCCAUCUUCACUAUCGUAAGGACUAGAAACUUGCAGUGUCAUUUGUUUUAAAUGGAAGCAGAGAUGCUCAGGGAGCUGGAUUCCGUGGAUCCUAUUCUGUGCUUCCCUUUCACCUUUGCCAAAUGUGUACAAUUCUAUUUCCAACCGUUGUUUGUUGCAUAUGCUGCUUUACUAGUUCUCCCAUGUUAUGCAUUGUUCUAUACCACCAGCUGUGGGGCAGUACAGAAAUGAAAACUCUGUGUUUGCAAAACUGUGUUCACUACAACUAGUAAAACCGUUUGACUGGUGAGGAGAGAUUUUGCAACAGUCCCCACACCUUCAGAAAUCACUUCUCAGGAAAGGGGCCACUGCUAAUGUUUAAGAAAGCUCAGAAGCUUUUUUUUUUUCAUUCCAGGCUGUGGUUUUUGAAGCUGUGCUUUGGAGAAAAGCUUACCUGUUUCUGGUUUAAUGGUUCAAAAUUCGAUUUGUAUUUUGGGUUUGCGUUCA
Molecule: messenger RNA, 6927 nt
Organism: Varanus komodoensis (Komodo dragon)
Lineage: Eukaryota; Metazoa; Chordata; Lepidosauria; Squamata; Varanidae
Gene: NLRC5
Product: NLR family CARD domain containing 5
Exons: 48
Coding region: 314-5872 (1852 amino acids)
Biological process (GO): positive regulation of transcription by RNA polymerase II; inflammatory response; positive regulation of MHC class II biosynthetic process
Molecular function (GO): protein binding
Source: RefSeq, a predicted model, not a curated record